UUAUGAGCGGAAGUAUGCGUGUUGUUACAGAGCUGUGAUGAUGAAGUCUUGUGAAGGGAGAGCUGUCAUAACUGCAGCAUAUGGACUCUAAACUCUUUAAAAACAGAAAUGGGCUGUUCAGACACCGGCAGCGAUCACAACCUCCCGUGAGUGUUCACUUCAGCCCAUGAUAAAGAAUAAAGUCGUGUUUAAAGGAGAAACUCAGCUCCCGGAGCGUCUGAUCUGGGGAUGGAGGCGCACAGUUCAGGGCUCAGCAGGAAGAGGAAGAGAGAGGAGUUGAAUGGAGAGAUGAAGGAUGGAGAGUGUGUCCGAAAAAUUCCACGAAGGACUUUGGGCCCGAGGGAUCCCGCGCCAUUCGCUGAUGAGGUGGAGGCUGCAAAAACACCAUAUGUUCGCGUUAGCAUGGAAGAGGCUCAGCGUGGAACUCCAGAUGAUCGUCCUGUGCGUGUGUAUGCUGAUGGGAUUUUUGACAUGUUCCAUUCAGGACACGCUCGUGCUUUGAUGCAGGCCAAGUGCCUUUUCCCCAACACACAUCUCAUCGUAGGUGUGUGCAGCGAUGAUUUGACACAUACCUUUAAGGGCUUCACUGUUAUGAAUGAGGACGAACGUUACGAUGCAGUGAGUCACUGUCGUUAUGUUGAUGAGGUGGUCCGGAACGCUCCGUGGACACUGACAUCUGAAUUUCUGGCCGAGCACAGAAUAGACUUUGUCGCCCAUGACGACAUCCCAUACAUCUCUGCAGGAAGUGAUGAUGUUUACAAACAUAUAAAAGAUGCAGGCAUGUUUGCACCAACCGAGAGAACAGAGGGCAUCUCCACGUCCGACAUAAUCACACGCAUCGUGCGCGACUAUGACGUUUAUGUGCGACGAAACCUGCAGAGAGGCUACACUGCCAAAGAGCUCAAUGUCAGCUUCAUCAAUGAGAAGAAGUACCACCUGCAGGAGCAUGUGGAUAAGGUGAAGCAGAAGGUGCGGGACGUGGAGGAGAAGAGUAAAGAGUUUGUGCAGAAAGUGGAGGAGAAGGGCAUCGACCUCAUUCAGAAAUGGGAGGAGAAGUCACGCGAGUUCAUUGGGAACUUCCUGCAGAUGUUUGGCCCAGACGGGGCACUGAAGCACAUGUUGAAGGAGGGGAAAGGACGGAUGUUACAAGCCAUCAGUCCCAGACAAAGCCCCAACAGCAGUCCCGUACGCGAGGAGCGCUCUCCUUCCCCCACCUUCCGUCUUCCCUUCUUUGCCAAAACCUCUUCACCAUUCCAUUCACUUCCUGCUCACCACAGCAGCACACAUUUCAGCAAGGAUGAGGAGGACUAGGACACAUCCAUCUCACAAGCAACUAUUUUUCACAUCAAUCAUGUUUCUUCAGCUCAGUUGACUGAACGGUUUGGAUUGUUUAAAGCCAUUAUGAAUAGUCUAUAUAGAAUAUAAAUGGAGGUUCAUGGCUGUUUUCAGCUUAAGAUUUAUCCAUAUAAGCAAAAUCUAUUUAAUGGUCCUUCAUGCCAAGCACAGUAAUGACCAAAUUAAUCUGUACAAGACUUUCUAAAGAUUUCGAUCCCACAUCUCUGCUCUAGCACACACCUCCCUCUCCCUUCAGAGAGAUUUGCCACACACCACUAAACCAAAAGGCAACAUAUUGUUGGGCUUUUUGUUGGGUAAAUUUUGUGUUAGGCUUGGACCUUGCAUAAUGAUGCAUUUUUAGGGCUUAAAGCUUGUUUGAUUUGCAUGCAAACUGCUUGGAUUGAUAUGAAGCGCAUUACGCUGUUUCAGCAUCUGCUAGUAGUGCAUAAUCCCUAUUCUCAGUUACGCUUAAAACUAACUAUCACCUGCAUUCACUGUCUAGAUCUUUUCAUACUUGAACAGAGGCCAAAUUGGUGACUAAUUCCAGGAUGGGGGAGGGAUCCCAGGACCUAUUUUCUUUCCCCCAUUCCAUUUGCUCUCUUUAUAAUUGUGGAGCGUUUCUUCUCCUUCUCUCACAGUAAAUAGUCACAGUUAAUUAAAUUAGCUAUUUUGUAGAGUCUGGUUUUAUUUUUCAGUCAUGUUUUGUCUACUAUUUCACCCCAACUUUCCAUGUCUUUCUGAUCUCUUAUGUUUAUGCUGAACUUUGUUAGCCGUUUUUCUCAUAAGGACAAUAACUCCUCAGACUCCAAUGUGAAGUAAUAAUUUUGUGGCCUGGCAAUGACAGUGUUUGCCUCUUUUUGCUAGAACUGGCAUCUAUACCCUGUGCUAUUCUGUGGCACAGAUCCCAGUCUUUUUGGAAAGGUUUUGCCUGCUGAAUGUUUACAUUACUUGAGCACAGCAGGGGACAGUAUUAACACAAAAGGGUACCUGUAUUUGUUUACAUGUUUACAUAGGACAGAAAGACUACAAUAGGAUUAUAUGUGUGCCAGCUUUUGUGGUGUCUGAAAAAAAGACUUUAAGAAACAUUUUAAGGGUCUUAAGGUUUAUCUUGUUUUAGGUUAUUACUGUGAAUCAAAGGAAUGUUAUGCCAGUAACGCCAAUGACAUCUAUCACAACAAGCAUUCACUGAACCCUUUAUGGCCAAUGAGAGUAAAAUAACUUAUGUAAAAUAUAUACUAUGUCUCUUG
This is a messenger RNA of Myxocyprinus asiaticus (Chinese sucker), 2582 nucleotides long. Its product is annotated as choline-phosphate cytidylyltransferase A-like. Gene Ontology annotation, biological process: CDP-choline pathway. Gene Ontology annotation, cellular component: endoplasmic reticulum. The record is from RefSeq and is a predicted model, not a curated record. NCBI's taxonomy places the organism in Eukaryota, Metazoa, Chordata, Actinopteri, Cypriniformes, Catostomidae. Gene Ontology annotation, molecular function: choline-phosphate cytidylyltransferase activity; phosphatidylcholine binding. The transcript has 9 exons. The coding region runs from base 229 to 1311 and encodes 360 amino acids.